Molecule: messenger RNA, 2481 nt
Organism: Phaethon lepturus (White-tailed tropicbird)
Lineage: Eukaryota; Metazoa; Chordata; Aves; Phaethontiformes; Phaethontidae
Gene: ST14
Product: suppression of tumorigenicity 14 (colon carcinoma)
Exons: 19
Coding region: 1-2481 (826 amino acids)
Biological process (GO): proteolysis; acrosome reaction
Cellular component (GO): membrane
Molecular function (GO): protein binding; serine-type endopeptidase activity
Source: RefSeq, a predicted model, not a curated record
AUGAACAACCUGGAUGAAGGGGUGGAGUUCCUCCCUGCCAUGAACUCCAAGAAGAUGGAGAAGCGCGGCCCAAAGCGGUGGGUGGUCAUCACCGUCAUGAUCGUGGUUUUCCUGCUCAUCUCCCUCGUCACCGGCCUCCUGGUUUGGCACUUCAAAUACAGGAACGCACCCGUCCAGAAGGUUUUCAAUGGCCACUUGCGGGUUCUGAACUGGGACUUCCUUGACGCUUACGAGAACUCCAGCUCGCCGGAAUUCAUCAUGCUGGCCAAGAAGGUGAAGAGCACGGUGGAGGAGAUCUACAGGAAUCAUGCAGAUAUUGGCCCUUACCACAAAGAGACAGUGAUAACUGCUUUCAGCGAAGGCAGCGUCAUUGCCUACUACUGGUCGGAGUUCCUCGUCCCCAAGUACCGGGAGGAGAGACUGGACAGGGCGAUGGCGGACAAGCAGAGCCUGGUCCAGAGGUGGAACCCCCGCCUGCGAAACCCCACGCUGAAGGUGGAAUCGGUCGUUGCUUUCCCUGUCGACCCCAGCAUCGCUUACUCUGCUCGGGACAAUAGCUGCAUGUUUGCCCUCCAUGCCAAGGAAGGGGAGAUCACCAGUUUCACCACGCCGGGCUUCCCCAACAGCCCGUACCCCAACAAUGCGCUCUGCUAUUGGGCACUGAGGGCGGACGCCAACUCCAUCAUCAGCCUGACCUUCAGGACGCUGGAGCUGGAGCAGUGCGCAGACAAUGGUGACUACAUCAAGGUGUACAACUCUUUGAGCCCUGUGGAGCCCCACGCUUUGGUCAGGCUCUGUGGGAAUUAUGCCCCUUCCUACAACCUGACCUUCCUGUCUUCCCAGAACGUAAUGCUCAUCACGUUUGUUACCAACAAGGAGGGGAGAUUCCCCGGCUUUAAGGCUGAGUUCUUCCAGCUCCCGAAGAUGAAAGUCUGCGGUGGGACUCUGAAAGGAGAGAGCGGCACCUUCACGACUCCCUAUUACCCGGCACACUACCCUCCAGCCAUGGACUGUGUCUGGAACAUAGAGGUUCCCUCGAAGAAGAACGUGAAGGUGCGUUUCAACACGUUCUUUGUGCUGGAGCCCGGCAUCCCGGUCAGCUCCUGCACCAAGGACUACGUGCAGAUCAACAGCACGAGGUACUGCGGGGAGCGCUCCCAGUUUGUGGUGGCCAGUACUACCAACAAAAUAGAGGUCCGGUUCCACUCAGACCAGUCCUACACGGACACUGGCUUCUCUGCUGAGUACCUGUCCUACGACUCCAGCGAUCCCUGCCCUGGCAAGUUUACCUGCAACACUGGCCGCUGCAUUGACAGAAGCAUGCGCUGCGACGGGUGGCUGGACUGCGUAGACGGCAGCGACGAGAGAUCCUGCACCUGUACCGACCAGCAGUUCAGGUGCCAGAACGGCUGGUGCAAGCCCAAGUUCUGGGUCUGUGACAACGUGAACGACUGCGGCGACAACAGCGACGAGCUGCAGUGCAGUUGCGCCGCCAACAACUUCAAGUGCGACAACGGGAAGUGCGUCCCCGAGGCGCAGAAGUGCGACGGCAAGGACGACUGCGGGGACGGGAGCGACGAGGGCAGCUGCACGGUCCACACGACAGUCCCCUGCAAGGAAUACACAUACAAAUGCCGCAGCGGGCGCUGCAUCAGCAAGCAGAACCCAGAGUGCGACGGGGAGCGGGACUGCGAGGACAACUCCGACGAGGACAACUGCAACUGCGGGACCCGCUUCUACACGAGGACGUCGCGGAUCGUCGGCGGGCAGAACUCGGAAAAGGGAGAAUGGCCGUGGCAGGUCAGCCUCCACGUCAAGGGCCAGGGCCACAUCUGCGGGGCCUCGCUGAUCUCGGGGAGCUGGCUGGUGUCGGCGGCACACUGCUUCCUGCAGCUGCAGGGCAUCAGGUACUCAGACCCCAGCCUGUGGACAGCCUACCUGGGCCUGACCAACCAAGGCAACCGCAACGGUGCCAACGUGCAGUCACGGAAGAUCAAGCGCAUCAUCUCCCACCCCUACUUCAACGACUUCACCUACGACUACGACAUUGCCGUGGUGGAGCUGCAGAGCCCCGUCACCUUCUCCUCCGUCGUCCAGCCCAUCUGCCUGCCCGAUGCCACCCACAACUUCCCCGUGGGCAAGGACCUGUGGGUGACCGGGUGGGGAGCGACCGUGGAAGGAGGCAGCGGAGCCUCCAUCUUGCAGAAAGCAGAAAUCCGGCUCAUCAACCAGACGGUGUGCAACGAGCUGCUGACGGACCAGCUGACGCCGCGCAUGAUGUGCGUGGGGAUCCUGACGGGCGGCGUGGACGCCUGCCAGGGAGACUCCGGGGGGCCCCUGGUCAGCGUGGAGCCCAGCAAUCGGAUGUUCCUGGCUGGCAUAGUGAGCUGGGGCGACGGCUGCGCGCAGAGAAACAAGCCCGGAGUGUACAGCCGGCUCACGAGCCUGCGAGACUGGAUCGAACAGCAGACGGGCCUUUAG